AUGAGUUUAAGAAAGGGAACCUCUAUUUUUUCUAGAUAAUUCAAGAAAGCUUUCAAUGAUGCAAAAUACCAAAAUCUUACUGCUGCACAAGGUGAAACUUAUUCUCACUUAGGUUGGAUUUCUAAUGUUGAUUUGAGACUUGGUAGAGCUAUUUUUACUUUUGGUGUUGUUGGUAUUGCCUUCUGUAUCUAUCUUGAACCUUCUUACUUCCAUGAAACAUUUGGUCACAUGAGUCAACCUCCUAAAUAUGAUUUAAUAGAUAGCAAUAUUAAUGGAGUUGAAAAGAAACUUAACAAAUAGAUCCUUCACAGAGAACAUAACGAACAUAAGUUAGAUGGUUUCGUUAGUAUGUUUAAGGGAAGUGAUGUUGCUAAAAAUUGA
Molecule: messenger RNA, 381 nt
Organism: Tetrahymena thermophila SB210
Lineage: Eukaryota; Ciliophora; Oligohymenophorea; Hymenostomatida; Tetrahymenidae
Exons: 4
Source: RefSeq, a predicted model, not a curated record